Messenger RNA from Puccinia triticina, 639 nucleotides. RefSeq lists its product as uncharacterized. The transcript is spliced from 3 exons. Lineage: Eukaryota; Fungi; Basidiomycota; Pucciniomycetes; Pucciniales; Pucciniaceae. The coding region runs from base 1 to 639 and encodes 212 amino acids. The record is from RefSeq and is a predicted model, not a curated record.
AUGACUAGCAACAGACAAGAGAACAGCGAUACAGCCUCAGAAGAGAAACCAGGAGAAACCCUGCUGAGGUGUCUGAGACAAGUAGGAACACACGAUCAAGGCCCACUACCCACCGUUACGGAACAACCAAACGGGCUUAGCUUCAACCCGAAGAAAUUGAAGCUAUGUACCCACCAGUACCCACCGGAAUUACUCCUACACAUGAGCAUGUCCCUCGUCACAGCCUCCACCACCUACCGCCACCCAUCCUGCCACCGCUUGGGCCAGCUCACACCGCCCUGCUCAACUUCCUCCAACACCACCAUCCGCCCUUGGAGCCCAUCCUCAACCCUGAUCCUCAGCGGUGGUCGAUCCACGUCAUCUGCCAGAGUAUCGAAUCCAAAAUCAGUUCUGCUCCUCAUCACUCACAACACCAGUGGAGGCAACCGACUCAACUUGGACUUCCUGGCCCACAUCGCCUCCAUGUCCAUCGGACUUGAUCGCCGGCUGAAGCACCAACACCCAAAAACAACACCACAAACUUACCCCUGCCUUGAUCUCAAACACUACCGGCCGGCGAACCCAAAUCUACCCUCCAAAAGCGCGCAGAACACUUCAAGCAACUACCCAGUAAACUUGCCCGGGUCACCAUCCCACUGA